This is a messenger RNA of Saccostrea echinata, 2652 nucleotides long. RefSeq names its product ankyrin-1-like. The coding region runs from base 1 to 2652 and encodes 883 amino acids. Gene Ontology annotation, molecular function: protein binding. The record is from RefSeq and is a predicted model, not a curated record. The transcript is spliced from 8 exons. Lineage: Eukaryota; Metazoa; Mollusca; Bivalvia; Ostreida; Ostreidae.
AUGGAUCCUCGAGACGUCGCCUCGCGCGACUUAACUGGGGACAAUACAGUGUUACAGAAAAAACUGAUCGAUGCAGUGAAAGAAGGAAGCGCCGAAAAAGUUACAGACAUAUGCGUUUCUCUCCCAAGGAAUUUUGAUAUGAACAACGUUUUUGAAAAACCAUUUUAUGGAACCCGUAAUGGGACACCUUUACUUCAUCUUGCCUGUAGUACUAGAAAUCCAGGGGAAAUAUUGAAAAUUUUGGUCAAGUAUGGAGGAAGUUUAUGGUCGAACAAACUAGAUGGUUUAAAUUUAUUUCAUUAUGCCUGCAAAAGGAGAAAUGUGGAGGUUAUACAAUUCAUUCUAGACAAGUGUCAGGAUGUGUUAUUCCUUCAUAGUCUAUCAGAUGCUGGUUAUGAUGCACUCUUUUACGCAACAGAAUCUUGGAAAAACGACCCAGAAGAAGGGAAAAAUGUUAUUGAACUCCUACUUUCCCAAGGAAAUUUUAAGAUUAAUCGAUUUCGAAAAGAUGGAUCGACUGAGGUGUUGAAUGCUGUUAUAGAAGGAAGAUGCCAGUUAGUAUCAAUGCUCUGCAAGUUAGGGGCAGAUGUGAAUCUUGGAUAUCGUUCGUCUAAAAAGGCAAUUCACUGGGCAAGCGAACGAAGUGGGUAUCACGAUAUGAUACAAUUACUUAUAGACCAUGGAGCAAAUAAAAACGAAGUUUGGCGCCACUGUCAGCGUCCUAUACAUUUGGCUCUCAAGCAUAGUCUAACUAGAAAUGCAGAUGUUUUGCUGCGAUCAGGAGUUGACAUUUCUGGCUCAAUAAAGCUUAAUAACCCUAAGUACUUGUGGAUUUCAACAUUUUGUCUAGCCGCCAUGCGAUGCCCUUCACUAAUUCCAGAGUUUCUAGCUCGCGGUGCCAACCCCCAAGAAAUCCACUACACGAGUGGGUACUCAGUGAUUGGAUUUGCCAUAGAAAAUAGUGGUAGCCGAGAAGUGAUAAAGUCCCUAAUACAGAAAGGCGCUAACAUCAUGAAAGGAUGUCAUGGAAAAUCUGCUAUCAAAUGCUGCAAAACAUUAGAUCAAAUGCUUGCGUUUGUGGACUGUGCAAUAUCACUGAAGACCCUCGAAAGUGAACUUGACACAAAUCUCUUAAGAAAGGUGCUUUCAGAAUACUUCUCAUCUGAGGAAACUGUGGUUGAAAAUGCUAAACUUUUGAUAUCGAAAGGUGCUGUUUUAGAUGACCCACGAAAUGCUAGUUCAUUUUUGAUUCAUUACCUACAGAGAAGAAAGUACAAAGUUGCAGAAUUUCUCAUCGAAAAUAGAAUAAACCUGAAUCAAAAGGAUGAAGAUGGAAACACAGCUUUACAUAUCAUCUGUGAAAUGGAAUCAUAUUUCCCAGAAGCACCUUUAACACUAGUUCAAAAACUACUAGCGGCGGGGAGUUUGGUCAAAGAAGUAAACAACGCAGGGGAAUCGCCAUUGCUCGUGGCACUUAGAACAAAUUAUCGUCAUUCUUAUAGACAACAAAAGAAAACUGACCUAAUUAAAUGUCUCCUCGACAAUGGAGCUGACAUAAAUGUUCAGUUUCCUAAGGAACGAAAAUCUACAUUGGCCUUGGCUAUCGAGUCCCAAGACAUAGAGAUGACGAAGUUAUUGUUGAAUGCUGGGUACGACGUCAACAAAAAGGAGGCUGAUGGAGAAUUGGCGAUCUUUCAUUGUUUCCCAUUAGACACACCAAAGAAAAGAGAGCUUUUUACUGUGAUUUUGGAAGCAGGAAAUGAUUCAAAUACCGUCGAUAGCAAAGGAACCCGUCUCCUUGAACGCGUUUUUCAGGCUUUAGUCACUGUUCCUAGAAAUAUCAGAAGUAACUUUUACCAAGAUGGCGAAACAAAUGAGGCAAAAGUCAAAACAGAAACUGAAAUAAAACAACUGUUCAGUUUGUUGUUGAACAAAAAAGCCGAUCUAAACACAGCUGAAGAAGGCGAAGACUCAUUGCUCAUGAAGGCUAUCAGAUAUGAAGCAGAAGAACUUGUUAUCUUGCUUAUCAAGGCUGGAUCUAGCAUAACUCAUAUUGGAGAAAAUAAACUCACACCACUGGAUGUAUGUUGCAAGUUGUCAAAAAGAAAGGUCAUGAACGGAUCACAGGAAAAAAGUUAUAGGAUGAAAGAUGAAGGUUUGGGGAUAUUGAACAUUCUACUUGACAACAAUUUACCAUUGGAUGCUCCAAACUCGAAGGGAAAAUAUCCUUUAGAGGUUGUAAUGGUUUUUGAUAAUGCAGAGACUGAAAUUCAGAAAAUGCUGUCUAAGGGUGCAGACCCAAACAAGUACGAUGUCAGUGAAGAAUGUCCACUGAUCAAAUCAGUAUAUGGAAGUCCGUCAGUAACAUGGGCUUUAUUAAAAGCCGGGGCCGAUUCACAGACGACAGCAAAAGAUGGGAGAAGUGUAUACGAUUUGUUCACUGAAAGAGCCUUUUAUGAUGACAAUUUAUCUUGUCCUGAUGAAGGAUUAGCAGCGGAAAUUCAAAUGAGAGCUCUAACAAGAAAUCAAGUAUCCCUCAUAAAAAUAGAGGACAUCUCUAAUACUUUCACCAUAUCAGAAAAAAUUAGACCAUUUUUGAAACAACUUCAACUAAAGAGUUUGAGGAAGCAACAAUCUCUUUAUCCCAUAUGA